Molecule: messenger RNA, 1644 nt
Organism: Poeciliopsis prolifica (blackstripe livebearer)
Lineage: Eukaryota; Metazoa; Chordata; Actinopteri; Cyprinodontiformes; Poeciliidae
Gene: ucp2
Product: uncoupling protein 2
Exons: 8
Coding region: 322-1260 (312 amino acids)
Biological process (GO): adaptive thermogenesis; response to cold; mitochondrial transport
Cellular component (GO): mitochondrial membrane
Molecular function (GO): oxidative phosphorylation uncoupler activity
Source: RefSeq, a predicted model, not a curated record
GCUGCACUUUCCCCUAGUCAUUGCUUCAGAUUCAUUCAGACAGUGCCACCUAAAGACGCAUCUUAAUCUUAACAAAUCACAUUUCAAGGACUCAGAGUAUGAUUUUAAUUGACAUCAUUUCUGCAAGAUCUUCUAUGGAAAAGCAAGGAAGCCGGUUCAUAGCUGGAACAAAGUUCAGCCAAAGAGACGCCUUCAGAGAAUCCUGAUCUUCUGUGUUUCUGUCGCACUGACUGUUCCAGUAAAGAUUUUUGGAUCAAAUAUACAAACAUUGUCAUUGAAUUUUAGUUUUAAUCCAAAGAGAAUUAAAAAAAGAGAAAAGAAAUGGUUGGAUUUCAGCCAGUGAAUGUGCCUCCAACAGCAGCUGUUAAGUUUGUGGGCGCAGGAACUGCAGCCUGCAUUGCUGACCUGCUCACUUUUCCCCUGGAUACUGCCAAAGUGCGGCUGCAAGUCCAAGGAGAGACCAGCAUCUCUGAAGCAAAGGGGAAAGUUCCUGCAGUAAAAUAUCGGGGUGUGAUUGGUACCAUCAUCACCAUGGUGCGCACAGAGGGGCCUCUGAGUCUCUACAGCGGGCUGGUUGCAGGGCUGCAGAGACAGAUGAGCUUUGCCUCUGUCCGCAUUGGUCUCUAUGACUCUGUUAAGCAGUUCUACACUAAAGGAUCUGAUCACGUCAGCAUCGGCAGUCGUCUGCUUGCGGGAUGCACCACAGGAGGAAUGGCUGUGGCUGUGGCUCAGCCCACAGAUGUGGUGAAAGUCCGUUUUCAGGCACAGGCCAGGUCUAAUGAGAACGCUAGGCGCUACUGUGGCACCAUUGAUGCCUACAAGACCAUUGCUAAGGAGGAAGGCAUCCGUGGUCUCUGGAAAGGCACAGGCCCCAACAUCGCCCGCAAUGCCAUUGUUAACUGCACAGAGCUGGUGACAUAUGACUUCAUUAAGGAUUUCCUCCUCACCUCCACUCCCCUGUCUGACAACCUGCCUUGCCACUUCGUAUCAGCCUUUGGUGCCGGGUUAUGCACAACUGUGAUCGCUUCCCCAGUGGAUGUGGUCAAAACCAGAUACAUGAACUCCGCCCUUGGCCAGUACAGCAGCGUCCUCAACUGUGCUGCUGCCAUGAUGGCCAAAGAAGGUCCGCUCGCUUUUUAUAAAGGCUUCAUGCCAUCGUUCUUACGGCUGGGCUCCUGGAACGUGGUGAUGUUUGUCACAUACGAGCAGCUGAAGCGAGCUCUGAUGGCAGCCAAUCACAGCCAAACAGCUUUAUUAUAACCUCUGAAGCUUACCUGAAGGCUGCUACUGGGAAACAGCUGCCUUCCAUUUAGCUUUCUUUCAGAGUACACUUCAGCUCACACCUAAUGCAGUAAACCUUUUUAAGUUUUUGGGAGUGCAACACCUUCAGCUAAUACUGUAAAUAUUUCAGAUUUAGAGCUUGCUUGAUCAGCUGCUUGCUUUCAGCGGAGAGCUUUUUUGGAAAGUCAAUGUCAAAGGUGAGGAUGAGGCUUCCUCUCUGGGUCGGAUCCUGCGGCAGCGGCAUUCCCUCUCCACUCAGCACUUUUUUGUACGACUGGCUGGUUCGUCACGGGGGAAAAAAAAGAAAGUGGUGCUGAUAUUAAAACAUACAGUUGACGCAGAGUGGCUGUAUUUUAGACACUA